CCACUUUGCUUCUCCAUUACAGCUGAAAGAGCAGGCAUCUUUGACUUUGAUUGGAGAUAAACAACUGAUGUUAAAGAAGUGACCUACUAGGGGGUUAUUGUUUUUUGGAAUUUAAAGGACUAAACUCUUUUGACUCUUUUCUUUUACUCACGCAUUGGCCAUGAAAUUUCAAAGAACUCAGCUGGUUGUUUUAAUUGUGUGACAUAUCUGAUCCAGAACAUAUUUUUGCCUGAGUAAAUAUACAGCUGUCCAGUCAAAAUGCAGAAGCAAGUGGAGGUCAGGAUGAGCGAGAGCCACAUAGACCCAAUCGUGGAGACUCCCGAGAAUCCAUGUAGUAAUAUCUGUGAAAAGAUAAUGAAGAACAUGGUUCUCACUCUCACAAUCCUCGGUGUGUUUCUUGGUUCUAUUGCUGGAAUGCUUCUGAGGCAUAUAUCCCCCCUCCCUCCUGACAUCAUAAUGAUCAUUGCCUUUCCCGGGGAGAUCCUAAUGAGGAUGUUAAAAAUGCUUAUUUUGCCUCUUGUUGUUUCCAGUUUGGUUACAGGACUUGCGGGUUUGGAUGCCAAAUCCAGUGGUCGCUUAGGCACGAGGGCCAUGGUUUACUACAUGUCCACCACAAUAAUUGCAGCAGUCUUAGGAGUAAUCUUGGUGUUGCUCAUCCAUCCAGGGAAUCCCAAAUUGAGAGCUAACCUUGGACAGGGAAAGAAGAAUGAUGAAGUAUCCAGCAUGGAUGCUUUCUUCGAUCUCAUUCGAAAUCUUUUCCCAGAAAAUCUGGUACAGGCCUGUUUCCAGCAGAUCCAGACAGUAACCACCAAAGUACCGGUGCCAACCAACAGGACCAGAGCACCUCCACAGUUCACAGUUAAGAGGUCGCUUCAGUUCAAGAGUGGGAUGAAUGUCCUAGGGCUGAUUGGAUUCUUUGUAGCAUUUGGAGUCAUCAUGGGGAAAAUGGGAGAGAAGGCCAAGCUGAUGUUGGAGUUUUUCAAUGUUCUAAAUGAAAUUGUUAUGAGGCUUGUGGGCGCAAUUAUGUGGUAUUCUCCUCUUGGUAUCGGCUGCCUUAUCUGUGGAAAGAUAAUCUCUAUUGCUGACUUGGAGGUGGUAGCCAGGCAGCUUGGGAUGUACAUGGUUACUGUGAUAGUGGGCCUUAUCAUCCAUGGAGGCAUUUUCCUGCCGUUAAUAUAUUUUGUGACAGUAAAACAAAAUCCCUUCACUUUCUUCAUGGGAAUAUUUCAAGCCUGGGUCACUGCGCUUGGAACAGCAUCCAGCGCCGGUACGUUGCCCGUCACAUUCCGAUGCUUAGAGGAAAACCUGGGCAUCGACAAGAGAGUCACACGCUUUGUCCUCCCUGUGGGGGCCACUAUUAACAUGGAUGGUACAGCACUCUAUGAGGCAGUGGCAGCCAUCUUCAUCGCUCAGAUGAAUGGCAUUGAGCUGGACUGGGGCCAAAUAGUCACUGUGAGCAUGACCGCCACCUUGGCCAGUGUUGGAGCUGCCAGUAUUCCCAGUGCAGGACUUGUGACCAUGCUUCUCAUUCUGACAGCAGUAGGACUCCCCACUCAGGACAUAAGCCUUCUAGUUGCAGUUGAUUGGCUGCUUGAUCGUUUUCGAACCUCCGUUAAUGUAGUUGGGGACUCCUACGGCGCUGGAAUUGUUUACCACCUUUCCAAAGAUGAACUUGAUAUGUAUGAUGCCCAACAGACCCGAAUGGAUGACUUGGAGAUGGCAAAGACACAGUCGUUCUUCGAAAACAACACCAACCAGAAUGUGUAUGCUCACCACAACUCAAUCCUGAUAGACAACGGCAAGGUCAAAAACGGCAGAAACGGCAACACUCCAGAGUUCUCUAUUGUUGAGGAGGAUCCCUGGAAUUUCAAGUAAUGCAGAUUCAGCAAUUUAGCCUGAGUUUGACCAGCUUUUAUCUUUUGAGGUCACAAAGUUAAUAAGAAAAAAAGAAAAGAAAAAAAACUUUUGUGCAAGGACACAAAGAGUGAGUGUACUGAGACUACACACACGGAAACUCUACUGCAAGAGCAAACUGUUGGCAAGUCGUGGAAAUCUCUUGCUCUUCUGGGUAACUGCUAGAGGACGCUGUGCUUUAGCACCUUAAACUUUGUCAUGCUUCCAGAAGUUAUGCAUACACAUAAACUGGACUGAAAUUGUGUGCUUGAAGCGAUUCAUCAAAGAGCUGGCUGACGUCUGUCAGGAUCUUACUGAGGGUUGCUACAUAAUUCCUGUACUGUCGAGAUUAAGCCUAAUGUUUUAUUUUGGAACAACUGAUUCUAUAAUGUUGUGUUUAAGGACUUGUCCCGUGACUUAACGUAUAAACACACAUAAAAAUUGGAAAUACUGACAUAAGAUUCAAAAUUAAAUAAGACAAAUGCUGCAGAAAUCCAUGCUUCAGUAAUUGUUUACCUUUCCAGACAUUUACAAUGCAUUGCUGUAUUGUACCAAAUAACUAAACGUGUUGUUUUGUCUAUUAGGAUGUU
Cyprinodon tularosa is the source of this 2483-nucleotide messenger RNA. RefSeq names its product excitatory amino acid transporter 2-like. The record is from RefSeq and is a predicted model, not a curated record. Gene Ontology annotation, biological process: L-glutamate transmembrane transport. Gene Ontology annotation, cellular component: plasma membrane. Bases 259 to 1875 code for a protein of 538 amino acids. NCBI's taxonomy places the organism in Eukaryota, Metazoa, Chordata, Actinopteri, Cyprinodontiformes, Cyprinodontidae. The transcript is spliced from 11 exons. Gene Ontology annotation, molecular function: L-glutamate transmembrane transporter activity; glutamate:sodium symporter activity; neutral L-amino acid transmembrane transporter activity.